UUGUCUGUUUCUCUCUCUGUAGGUGAUGAAUGGUACCUUUGCUGGCUGACACUGACCCUCCCCAACCUGUCAGAUGUGCAGUGGGCCAUGUUCCCCUACCCCUACCUGGCAGCUGUCGGUCCUGACACUGGUGCUGGCUCUGUGGUCUACAAGCUCUUGGCCCGAAGUGGUGAUAGCUCUUUGGGAACUGCUAACUUCCUUUUAGUUGAUGGUGGAGAAGAUUCAUUUGAAGUGGACAGAGCAACAGGAGAAGUGAAGACCACAGGGCGACCUCUGACCCCCAGUAAGGAGUACACACUGACCGUCCAGGCUGUGGACUCACAGGGCAGGAGGGGUCCGCACGCCUCUGUCUUCAUACUAGCUGGCUUCCGGCCCCCUCAGUUCACUAACACCACCUAUACCAUUUACAUCCCAGAGAGCACCGGCGUGGGCCAAGCGGUAGCGGUGGUCCAGGCUGUCUCUUUCCAGAGGAAGACUCUGUCUUAUAUGCUGCUGGUGAACCCAAGCAACCUGUUUAGCAUAAACCAAGAGAGUGGUGCACUCAGCCUGACACGCACUGUGGACUUUGAGAGUGGACAACAUCUCCAUCACCUGCAAGUCCGAGUUUCCGAACCAGGUACAGGACUGAGCAACAUGGCAGAGGUGCUGGUUCACAUCAUAGAUGAGAAUGACUGCACACCAGAAUUUAUGCACUCCAUUUACAGUCGAGACAAUGUCCCUGAGACCACCCCUACUGGCACAUCCUUACUGCAGGUUCUGGCAAGGGACUGUGAUACGGGGCUGAAUGCAGAACUUUCCUACUUCAUUCAAAGCGUGAACUUUGACAUCUCAUCUCAGGGAGUGGUGAGCCCCAGGCAGAGGCUGGACUAUGAGAGACCCAACCACAUGUAUGAGUGCACGGUGGUGGCCGUGGACAAGGGAACGCCCCCUCGUACAGGCACAGCCUCCAUCCGAAUCCGCAUGGCCAACGUCAACGAUGAAGCUCCUGUCUUUUCACAAACAAUAUAUAAAACCUUUCUUUCAGAAGACGCCGGCCCGGAGACUCUAGUGGCCAUUGUGCAUGCCAAAGACCCAGACGGGGAUGGCGUAACGUAUGCCAUCACUGGGGGUAACGAAAACAGCAAUUUUGAGCUGGACAACCAGAAGGGCAUCAUCAAACUGCGGCGUAGUCCUCCUCCAAAACUGCGCGGGCCUCAAUAUGUCCUUAACAUCACGGCGACUGAUGACAAUGCAGCCGGGGGGCCACUCCCCCUUAGCAGCUCCGCACAGGUCAUCGUUGGCAUCAAUGACAUCAACAACAACAAGCCAGUAUUUGAUGAGUGCCACAACUACAGCGUGAAUGCACUGGUCCUGGAGAAUCAGCCCUCAGGCACUUUUGUCCUGCGCGUGCAGGCUCAUGACGCCGACACUGGGGUCAAUGGGGAGGUCAAGUAUGGGAUAAUGCAGAGGGACGGGGCCUCACCAGGGUUCACUAUCAACCCUGACACAGGUUUGAUCAGUACGGUGGUAAGUUUUGAUCGAGAGAGACAGCGAGAGUAUACACUCUCGGUCACAGCUACAGACCAAGCAAAGGAGCCCCUUAUCGGCAUCUGUCAGAUCACUGUCCUUAUCGCUGACCAGAACGACAACGACCCAAAGUUUGAGAACAGCCGUUAUCAAUACUUCCUGCGAGAGGACACACCAGUUGGGACAAGCUUCCUGAGGGCAGCAGCUCAUGAUGAUGACCAGGGCACCAACGCAGCCAUUACCUACUCUCUAUCCCAGCAGACCCCAGCCUACUUUCAUAUCAACCCCAGCACAGGAUGGAUCUACGUCAACCAUCCUAUCUCACAGACAUCACGGAUCAGCCAGCAGAUAAUCGCUACAGACGGAGGGAGUCAGAACAGCUCGGUCGACCUCACUGUCAUCAUCACCAAUGUGCACAACCAGCCCCCGCAGUGGGAACAGGCGGAAUAUUGGGUCACGAUCCCAGAGAACACACCGCGCGACACCAAAAUAGUGACCAUCAAGGCGACUUCCCCUCUUGGUGACCCCAGGGUGACUUACAACCUGGAGGAAGGUCAGGUUCCUGAGACCAACAUGCCCGUGCGCUUUUACAUCAAGCCUAACCGGAGGGAUGGUUCUGCGUCUAUUCUGGUGGCAGAGAAUCCAGACUAUGAGACCACGCGUUUCUUUAUGCUCCGAGUGUGUGUACAGAAUGUGGCGGCUGUACCACUAGCUUCCUUCACCACGGUCUAUGUCAACAUCACAGAUGUAAACGACAAUGUUCCCUUUUUCAUGUCAUCCACGUAUGAGGCGACGGUCCCAGAGGGUGCGGAGAUUGGCACAUCAGUUGCACAGGUCUCAGCAACUGACCUGGACUCUGGUCUCCAUGGAAUGAUUAACUACAUCAUUCUGAAGGAUCAAAGUGGGGACUCACAGUUCUUCAGCAUUAAUUCCUACACGGGCAUCAUCCACACCCGGGCCACCUUCGACCGUGAGCAGAAAGGCUCCUACUUGAUCGAGGUCCAGUCUCAGGACAGCUCAGAGUCGGGCCGACCCGGUCAGCAGGGUCAACCCAACACAGACACAGCCUACGUGAGGGUUUUUGUCACAGAUGUAAAUGACAAUGCUCCAGCCUUCUCUCAGCCUGUAUAUGAGAUCAGUGUGGAGGAAGACAAAGAAGUGGGCUUUGUGGUCAUUACAGUUACAGCUAACGAUGAAGAUGAAG
Carassius auratus (goldfish) is the source of this 2710-nucleotide messenger RNA. Its product is annotated as neural-cadherin-like. The annotation marks the transcript as partial. Gene Ontology annotation, cellular component: cell-cell junction; plasma membrane. The record is from RefSeq and is a predicted model, not a curated record. Gene Ontology annotation, biological process: homophilic cell-cell adhesion. Gene Ontology annotation, molecular function: calcium ion binding. NCBI's taxonomy places the organism in Eukaryota, Metazoa, Chordata, Actinopteri, Cypriniformes, Cyprinidae. The transcript is spliced from 15 exons.